Molecule: messenger RNA, 2162 nt
Organism: Elaeis guineensis (African oil palm)
Lineage: Eukaryota; Viridiplantae; Streptophyta; Magnoliopsida; Arecales; Arecaceae
Product: F-box/LRR-repeat protein 12
Biological process (GO): SCF-dependent proteasomal ubiquitin-dependent protein catabolic process
Cellular component (GO): SCF ubiquitin ligase complex
Molecular function (GO): protein binding
Source: RefSeq, a predicted model, not a curated record
CAUCUUUAUAUUCCUACUCCUUAAGAGCAAUUGAUAAGAAAACAUGGAGGUUGAAAACUUGCACCAUUGAUAGUAUUUAUUGUAGAGGUUAUUCGAGCAGAACUUUUGUUUGAUCUGAUGCAUGGCAGCAUGCCAUACGUUGGUUCUUAGUACAAAUGUAAUUAGAUGAUAUUUCAUCAUUAUGAAACUUUAGUUUUAAUUCUUUACUGGCAAAUAAACACAUUUAAGUUUGCAGAUGCUUAUAUUUAUAUGGUCAACAUUAUUAAGUCUUCAUAUGCAUCUUGUUACUCGUAAUUUGAGCUUAAAGCACAUCAAAGCCUGAAAGUUCUUCUUGUUGAAUAUUAUUGUCCUCAAAGUGUUUGCAAAAUGUCUUGGAUGAUUUCAGGGUGAUUUUAAAGCACAUCAAAUUCAUUUAUUUAUCAUUAUAUUUUAACCAUUAUUUCAUGAGGUACAUUAUAUAUAAUAUUAUGAAUCAUUUGGUCAUCUAACAACUAAGGCUCGAUAUCUUUUUUCUAUAUACAGUUGUGGAUCUUGUGGAUAUCCUUUGAACUUGACAUCUUCUAAUAGAAUCACAUCUGGAAUAGGCUCCGACUAUCAAAAAUCCAUCAAGAAGGGUGUGAUUUCUUUUAUUUCUGUUGAUCUCAGUCGAUUUACUCAAGUUGAUGAGAUAAAUUGUUUUCCCAUCAAUCUGGGCCGUUAUAGACCAAAAACUAAGCUUCUUUGUCGCAAAUGUGGAGCCCUCAUUGGCUAUGGAUAUGGUGAGUCAGCUGUUCUAUGUGGCUUUGACUCUGUUGGUUCAUCUUCUUCAAGUUGCCAAAAGUAUUCAAUAAAGAUUCGUGCAUUACAGCCUUCAGAUUAGAGUUAGCUUUCCUUUGGUUUAUUGAUGCAAAGAAUGGAUUAUCAUUCAAAUAAUGUCGAGAGCUAUCUACCCGAUGAUUGCUUGCUUAUUAUUUGUCGGAAGCUUCAAAAUAUUACGGAUCGAAAUGCUUUUGGCUUAACUUGCCGUCAUUGGCUUCAUAUUCAAAAUUUAGCACGCAGAUCGUUAAGCUUUCACUUCUCUUAUAAUCCAAAUAUUUACCAAGUGUAUAUUCGAUAUAUACCAAGACUAUUGGUCCGCUUCCCCUAUCUCAAUUCAAUAUCUCUAGCUGGUUGCACAGAAUUACCUGAUUCAGCAUUGGUUCGACUAAGAGAUUCUGGAUCAAGCCUUCAGUCUCUUUCUUUGUAUUGUUGUUUUGGCAUCACAGAUAAUGGUCUUACUCAAGUAUCUACAGGAUGCACUAAUUUGGUAUCUAUUACUCUAUAUCGUUGUAAUAUCACAGACGUUGGUUUAGAAAGCCUUGCUGAGUAUUGUCGGUCAUUGGAGAACAUAAAUCUCUCCUAUUGCAUAUUGAUUUCAGACCGUGGGAUUAAUGCAAUUGCUAGGAGGUGUUUGAAACUUUAUGCUUUUAUGAUUUCAUAUUGCAAGGGCUUAACAGGUAUGGGAUUCAAAGGCUGCUCGUCUACUCUAACUUAUUUAGAAGCUGACUCAUGCAUGCUUACUCCAGAAGGAUUGUUGGAAGUUGUCAGUGGGGGUGGGCUUGAGUAUUUAAAUGUGUCCAACUUGAGAAACUGGGUUGGCAUGGAUGGCUUGGGUGGGAUUGGUGCCGGAUCUGCUCCAAGACUUCGAUUUCUGAACUUGAGAAUGUGUCGUUUUGUUGGUGAUGAAUCAGUGGCAGCCAUAGCCAAGGGCUGUCCAUUGCUUGAGGAAUGGAGUGUUGCUGUCUGUCAUGAGAUCCAUAUUUCUGGAUGGUCAGCUAUUGGAUCAAAUUGUCGAAAUUUGAAGAUUUUACAUGUGAAUCGGUGCCGAAAGCUAUGUGACCAAGGAUUGCAAGCUCUACGAGAUGGUUGUGGCCAACUUGAAGUGUUGUAUAUGCAUGGUUGUCGUAAAGUCACUCAUGUGGGAUUAGAGACCUUCAAAAUUCAAAGACAGGAUGUGGAAAUCAGAAGGGAGGAAUGUGUGUCCAUUGGGCCUUGUAUGGAUGAUUUAUUUGCACAGUGAUAAUUUUCAGAACAUAGAGAACUUAAACAGCAACAACAACUACAUUUCAAAAUCUGCUCUUCUCUCUUUGUAACUUGAUCUAAAGCUAUAUCCUUAAAACAAUUCAAUGACAAUUUAGCUUCAA